AUGAUAUCACGUAGGGAUAAGCUGCUAAUCCAUCCUUGGGAACAGAGACGUUUUGAACAGCAUCGAGAAAAAGUGAAAUCGGCCAAAGCGGCCAUAGAUCGUUCACCACCCAUUUUUUAUCCGCAUGUUGUACAAAAGGCCAAGAAACAGCAAUCAGAACGGGAACGCACUCUACAUGUGGAGGCAGAGAAUGUGCGUCUGCUGCAAAGUCUGGCUGACAUUAUGAGAAGCAAACGCAUGCCGGACUUCUGGCGUGAACCCAGGCCCAAUUUUUUGGGUCGUGAAAAACUAUUUGAAACCCGUGCCAAAAGUGCUUACCACAAUUGGUGGUCCCCCAUGGAGAGUGCUGCACCGGAAUGUCCAGCCAAUGAUUUGAUUAAACGCAAUCCCAGAUGUCCCACCUGUAACGGUCGUCCGGAAAAGAAGAUAACAAUAAUACCAGAAGCUCGUAUCCCAUGGCAACCACCGCGUAUGACUUUUAAUAAAAGGCUUUUGGCCAGCUGCUAUUUACCCAACAAAACGAGUUUACCACAAAAAAUCAAAUCUAAAGAAUAG
This is a messenger RNA of Stomoxys calcitrans (stable fly), 555 nucleotides long. RefSeq lists its product as uncharacterized. Lineage: Eukaryota; Metazoa; Arthropoda; Insecta; Diptera; Muscidae. The record is from RefSeq and is a predicted model, not a curated record. The coding region runs from base 1 to 555 and encodes 184 amino acids. The transcript is spliced from 3 exons.